Molecule: messenger RNA, 1284 nt
Organism: Spodoptera littoralis (African cotton leafworm)
Lineage: Eukaryota; Metazoa; Arthropoda; Insecta; Lepidoptera; Noctuidae
Source: the annotation of a GenBank genome assembly
AUGAAGUAUUUACUACUGGUCUGUUUGUUUUAUGGUGUCUUAGCCAAACAUGAACUCUAUGAUGGGCAUGCUGUUUACGAGGUCGAUGUCCAUUCUGUAGAACAAACGAAACUGGUUCACGACUUCGAAAAUGAUUUGCUUCUGGAUAUCUGGUCUCACGCUGUGCCUGGUCAUCCAGGAAAGGUCCUCGUCCCUAAAGCCAAGAGAGACAUUUUUGAAAACUUCUUAGAACAAAACCAUGUACAAUACAAAGUCGAAACAGAGAAUAUUAAAGAGCAAUUGGACAAAGAAGAUGAACUUCUAGCAUCUGCUGCAGCGAGAAGCAAUAGUUCGCGCAUUGGUUUUGAAAGAAUCCACACUUAUGAAGAGGUUGAGGCCUAUUUAGACCAACUGGCAAGAGAUUACCCAAAUGUUGUCUCCGUGGUCCUCGGAGGUAGAAGUGUCGAAGGCAGACCCAUCAGGUACCUCAAGAUUUCCACCACCAACUUCCAGGAUGCCAGGAAGCCAGUCGUGAUGAUUCAGUCUCUACUCCACAGUCGAGAAUGGGUGACCCUGCCAGCAACUCUUUACGCUAUCCGAAAGUUGGUUGUCGAUGUCUCAGAAUCUGACCUUGUCCAGAACAUUGACUGGAUCAUUCUGCCUAUAGCCAACCCAGAUGGAUACAUCUUCACACUCACCGAUCGCUUCUGGCGGAAGAACCGUGCCACUCGCUACAUGGUUGCCAACCGUUGUCCUGGCGUAGACCUCAACAGGAACUUCGACCACAUUUGGGGCACAGCAUCUAGUUCCAAUCCUUGUCAGGAAACCUUCCAUGGAGCAGGACCCUUCUCUGAACCCGAAGCAGCCGUCAUUCGAGAUAUCAUCAUUGAACACAGAAACCGAAUGGCCUUGUUUCUUGACAUUCACAGCUUUGGAAGUAUGAUCCUGUUUCCUUAUGGCGACGGUGUCCUACCUCCCAAUGCACUACAACUGAAUUUAGUUGGUGUUCAAAUGGCCCAAGCUAUCGAUAGAGUCAAGUGGCCCUCCAACAAGAAUUACGUUGUUGGAAACAUCUUACAUGUUCUUAGGUAUGCCGCUUCUGGUGGUGCUGGUGACUACGCAAUAAAUGUCGCUGCUCCUUAUUCUUAUACUUUUGAGUUACCAGCCUUUAGGAACAGUAUAUGGAUGGAUGGUUUCUUGGUAGAACCGGCUUUUAUUGAACAGGCUGGGUUUGAGACAUGGGAAGGUAUCAAGGUAGGCGCCAGGGCCGCUGCUGCUGCAUUUAGGAAUGGCAAGGCUGUGUAA